Bombyx mandarina (wild silkworm) is the source of this 1453-nucleotide messenger RNA. Its product is annotated as short-chain dehydrogenase/reductase family 16C member 6. Gene Ontology annotation, cellular component: lipid droplet. Gene Ontology annotation, molecular function: oxidoreductase activity, acting on the CH-OH group of donors, NAD or NADP as acceptor. The record is from RefSeq and is a predicted model, not a curated record. Lineage: Eukaryota; Metazoa; Arthropoda; Insecta; Lepidoptera; Bombycidae.
UUCGCGCUUCGGUCACUCGUGGCGGUCGCGCCAAACAAAAUUUGAUUCAGUUAAUCGCGACAUUAGCAUUGACGCGGACGUUUCUCGCGUUACAAUUAACGAGUUGUUUUGAAUUACCGCUGUAAACUUGCAAAGUUAAUUAACAUUAAAAAUGGCGUCGGAACUAAGAACAGAAAAGGGGUCUUCUAACGGAUUGGCGGAUAAAGCUCCCUGGACUGACGAGCAAGGCAUAGUGAUGAAGGUGUACCAAGCAAUGACGCUGACUCUGGAGAUCGUGACCCUCUAUAUCAAGAUGGUCCUCACCUGGUUCCAUGCUAUGUACCUGCUGGUAGUGCCCCCCGAGCCGAAGAGUGUCAAUGGAGAGAUUAUCCUUAUUACCGGCACAGGCCACGGCAUGGGUAGGGAGACAGCGAUGAGGUUUGCCAAGCUCGGAGGCGUGAUAGUCUGUGUGGAUAUCAACCAGAAAACCAAUCAAGAGACCGUGGACCUCAUCAAGGAGCAGAAGGGAAAGGCGUAUCGAUUCGAAUGUGACGUCACAGACAGCGAGGCAGUGAAGGCUCUGGCCGAGAAGAUCCGUCGUGAAGUAGGCGACGUUACCAUGCUGGUGAACAACGCCGGCAUCAUGCCCUGCAAGCCGCUGCUGCAGCAUGGGGAGGGGGAGAUCAGGGCCGCCUUCAAUGUCAAUGUCAUGGCUCAUCUGUGGUUGAUCCAAGCCUUCCUACCCUCUAUGAUGGAGCGAAACCACGGUCACAUCGUGGCGAUGUCUUCGAUGGCCGGUGUCCUUGGACUACGGAAUUUAGUUCCAUAUUGCGCCACCAAGUUCGCUGUCAGAGGGCUAAUGGAAGCGCUGCACGAAGAGUUAAGGGAGGACACGAGAGAUUUCAGUGGCAUCAAAUUCACGGUGAUCUGCCCGUACAUAGUGGACACGGGACUGUGCAAGAACCCCAAGAUCAAGUUCCCGUCGAUGAUGAAGAUCCUGACGCCUGAAGAAGCUUCCGACUGCAUCGUGGACGCGGUCCGGAGGAACUACUACGAGAUCAGCAUACCGACGUCGCUCUUAUACGUCAACACUAUUUGCCGUCUAAUGCCGAGGUCUGUGUCCUCGCAUUUGAAGGAUUUUUUGGAUUCAGGACUUGAAGCCCAGUAAAAUUUAAUAUUAAACUAAAAUAGUGGUUUUAGUAUUAGCGGUUGUAGGAAUUUCCGAAGAUAAGCCUAAUUUUUUUUUCAAAUAAAAAAUAGUGCCAAUUUUUUUUUAAAUGAAUGUUGCGAAUGUAUUUUACUGUUAUUUUUUUAAUAUAAGAAUCUAAAUGAGAAGAUCCUAAUCGAUCUAUAUAAGUUGAGCUGAUUUUUGUGAUAUCAAAAUGCGACGGUAUAUUAUUAAGUAAUUGUAUAUUAAGUAUAUUUAACCACUUAUUAGGUACUCGCUUAACAUAUUCUAUUACGGAAUAUGUAG